Molecule: messenger RNA, 1053 nt
Organism: Styela clava
Lineage: Eukaryota; Metazoa; Chordata; Ascidiacea; Stolidobranchia; Styelidae
Product: ependymin-1-like
Biological process (GO): cell-matrix adhesion
Cellular component (GO): lysosome; extracellular region
Molecular function (GO): calcium ion binding
Source: RefSeq, a predicted model, not a curated record
UAUAACGACCUGAGCUGCAAAGAAUACUCGCAUUACUCAAAAUACGAAAUGCUGAAAAUACUUCUGCUCCUCUCUUUGUCAAGCGUUGUUGUGUUCGCUCAAGAACACCAUUGUGCUGCGCCAUCAUACUUUGAAGCCACAAUACUGCAAUAUGACCAUUACACCAAUUACUAUCGUCGAGGGAAAAUCUUCUACGAUGCAUUCCGCAAACGUGUGCGUCUGAUUGAAAAGACGUCAGAGAUGGAAACCAGGCCUACUGUGGAUAUGCUCCUUCUUUUCGAAGAGAAAAAGAACUACACAAUAAACAUGAAAACUGGAAAGUGCCAUCAGUCUCAAACCGAAGGCGAAUUUCAUCGCAUUGGAAUAGAAAAAGGAGAUCACUUCGCUCAAGAUAUGACAAUCGGCGUUCUUCCGCAUGAUGGAGUCGAACUUAGCGUAUGGAUCAGAUAUGAAAAUACAACAUCUUCGCAAGGAAUGCACAUCCACGAAUUUACCCACGAUCAUUGCAUACCGUUCUACCAUUCAUUUGAAGGUUCCCAUGAUGGACAUAAAGUACAUUAUCACAGUAGCUAUUUCAACGUCGUGACGCAAGUAUCUGAUCCAGAUAUAUUCAUGGUUCCAAAAGAAUGUUAGGCACGAUUUGACGCGCCAAUACCGAUGCCGUAGCUUCUCUAACUUGUAAUAAUAUUGUUGAUGUGUGCAAGAUUAAAUAUGCAAAAUCAUGAGUUACGUAUACCCGAACAAUUUGCCAUUGAAAAUUAUAUAUAUCACUUACCUUUGAUCAUUUCUGUUUUUGGAAUAAUUACAUAUGUGCGUGCAAGAUAUAUAUACGAGUAGAUACUAUCAAUAAAAGUCUAAGUCCUUUAACACGAUGUUUGUUGUUUACUAGUAAUGGCUGGUCAUUAUCGGAUCUUGUCUUUCAUAAAUUAUUAUUUUAGUAAAAGUUAAAAGUAGUUUUACUUUCGCCCUUAUCGAUGAGUCAAUUUAAUUCUGCGAGAGAAAUAAAAAAAAUCGUUCACACGUUACACUUUUAAUAAAUAUUUUUUUCUUGAA